UUAUAUACUGUCUAUGUUCAUUGGUCCCUGCUGGUUCUACUUCUGAGCAUGUGUAUAUGUGCCGCUUAGCUGUUAGCAUUUAGAGAUGGCCGCAGACAAGCAAAACGACGCUAAAUUGUCCUCCUUGGAUGAAAAUAAAGAAAAUUCACCGGAUGGAGGACUUGGACUGGAAAUUUUGCAAAUAAUCAAGGAGUCCCAGCAGCAGCAUGGCCUCAGGCACGGAGACUACCAGAGAUACAGGGGUUACUGCUCCCGCAGACUGCGUCGCCUGCGCAAGACUCUUGGCUUCAGGAUGGGCAACCGACAUAAGUUCAUUGGGAAGAAAAUAACUGUUGAAAUGCUUUCUGACAGCAGGUAUCUGUUAUUGGUUUUGAUGGAGGCAGAGCGUGCAUGGAGUUACGCCAUGCAGCUGAAGCAGGAGGCCAACACAGAGCCACGUAAGCGCUUCCACCUGCUUGCAAGACUACGCAAGGCUGCCAAGCACAGCGAAAAGUUGGAGAAGCUCUGUGAGAGCCCCCGUGUUGAUGCCAAGACCAAACUUGAGGCACAGGCCUACACUGCAUACCUGACUGGUAUGGUGGAGUUUGAACUGCAGGAGUGGAAGCUUGCCAUGGAGGCCUUCAACAAGUGCAAGACUAUCUAUGAAAAGCUUGCCAGUGCUUUCACUGAGGAGCUGGCAGUUCUGUAUCGCCAGCGUGUGGACGAGAUAUCACCCAACAUCCGCUACUGUGCUUACAACAUUGGUGACCAGAACGCCAUCAAUGACUUGAUGCAGAUGAGACUGACUGGGGGUGGAGGAGGCAUGAUGGCUGAGAAACUAGAGGCUCUGAUCACUCAGGCCAGAACCAAGCAGGCAGCCACCAUGAGUGAGGUGGAGUGGCGAGGGCGGUCGGUGCCUGUCAAGAUCGAUAAGGCCCGCAUAUUCCUGUUGGGUCUGGCAGACAAUGAGGCCGCUAUCGCUCAGACAGCUAACGAGGAGACCAAAGAACAUCUGUAUGAGACCCUGCUGGCUGAGUGCAGAGACACCAUUCAGGCUGUGAGAGAGGAACUCAAGAGUGAGGCGAAGCAGCGAGAGAGGAGCUCUGAUGCUGACAGCAGCAAGGUGUCCAACCUGCAGUUCCUGCACAGUUACCUGACCUACAUUAAGCUGUGUACGUUGGUGAAGAGGAAUGAGAGCAUGGCCCAUACUCUGCAGGCUAAACUGAAGGAACCCGAAGCUGACGAGAACAAGCGAGGGCCCCGUCCACAGGAUCUCAUACGCCUCUACGACAUCAUCCUGCAGAGUCUGGCUGAGCUCGCCACCCUGCAGGGCCUGGAGGAUGACCACACCUUCCAGAAGGAGGUGUCCCUCAAGACGCUCGUCUACAAGGCCUACAGGUGUUUCUUCAUCGCCCAGUCUUAUGUGCUGGUGAAGAAGUGGAGUGAGGCACUGGUGCUGUAUGAGAGGGUGCUGAAAUACGCCAAGGAGGUCCAGUCUAAGGCCAAGAGCCUCAACAACACCCUGAAGGAUCUCCCUGAUGUCCAGGAGCUCAUCGCUGAGGUCAAUGCUGAAAAAUACUCCCUUCAAGCUGCUGCUAUUUUAGAUACUGAUGAGACUGCUGAAGUUCCCUCUCAGCAGCAGGUCAAAGACAACACGCCCCUUUGCAAACGCCUGGAGACCUUCCGCCUCGAUCCCGCCCUCGUAGGAAAGCAGCCCAAUUUGGUCCAGUUUCCUCCCGACUUCCAGCCAAUCCCCUGCAAGCCCCUGUUCUUUGACCUUGCUCUCAACCACGUGGCCUUCCCGCCUCUGGAUGACAAGGUGGAGCAGAAGGGCAAGGGCGGUCUCACAGGCUACAUCAAGGGCAUCUUUGGCUUUGGCAGCUAAAUCAAUCCCCCAGGCUUUGGUUUCCACAGGAGAGCCACAAGGUCCUGAGUUGACCACAACCAACCAGACUUGGGUCAGUUGUUACUUAGAAUCAUUUAAAAUUACUUUUUAUGUUUUGAUUUUUAGUGCCUAAAGUGCAAGAUAGGUGGAGUUUGCAGUUCUGAGGAAGGCAGAGUAAGUCUAAUCUUCCAAGAAAGAUUAUAGAAAAGUAAUUGAAUCAAUUUCCAAUAGCAAUAUGACCCCAGUCAACCAGCCACCUCUAGUAAUAACAUCAGGCUGCAUGGGUUUCUAGAUUACAGGCUGCCUCCUCAAUUUGAGUUAUGGAGGUGUCGGUGAAUAUUAGGUUUUACAGGUUACCAUCCCAUGGUAUUUAAGUACAGCCAAGUUGUUAAUCUCAUAAUCCUGUCAGAGUAAACUAAUCCAUUAAUAGUAGUUCUUCUUUUUUCACUGUCAUGUAAGCGCCUUCAUGUAAUUACGUCUUAGUUUUUUCUUUUGUGAAAUGUUUUUUGGCAUUGUUUCUUAAACAUAAAAUUUACAAAGUGCAGUUUUGUUAUGGCAGCUACUUUGACUUAAAACAAAGGAGUGCUCAUCAAAUACCAUAAAUAUUCUGUGUAGUUCAACAAACUGAAGCUGUUUUAUCAAUCAUCGUAGUUUCAGAAGACCCAGCGGUGUCCCAUUUCUUCCCUCCACCUUUGAUCUGGUCUCUCCUGCUUUUGACUGUGUAUUAAGAAGCCAAUUUGUGAUUUAAAACUUCACCCCAUAUACUGACAAAGUCAAUUAUUUGGUUAAAAGCCAGGAAUCAAAGUGUGAAAUGUUUUUCUUU
This is a messenger RNA of Sander lucioperca (pikeperch), 2687 nucleotides long. It is a transcript of the gene srp68, whose product is annotated as signal recognition particle 68. Gene Ontology annotation, biological process: SRP-dependent cotranslational protein targeting to membrane. The transcript is spliced from 16 exons. Gene Ontology annotation, molecular function: 7S RNA binding; signal recognition particle binding; endoplasmic reticulum signal sequence receptor activity. The record is from RefSeq and is a predicted model, not a curated record. Gene Ontology annotation, cellular component: signal recognition particle, endoplasmic reticulum targeting. The coding region runs from base 86 to 1864 and encodes 592 amino acids. NCBI's taxonomy places the organism in Eukaryota, Metazoa, Chordata, Actinopteri, Perciformes, Percidae.